Molecule: messenger RNA, 1574 nt
Organism: Oncorhynchus tshawytscha (Chinook salmon)
Lineage: Eukaryota; Metazoa; Chordata; Actinopteri; Salmoniformes; Salmonidae
Product: fibrinogen-like protein 1
Exons: 8
Coding region: 1-1056 (351 amino acids)
Biological process (GO): negative regulation of T cell activation; regulation of immune response
Source: RefSeq, a predicted model, not a curated record
AUGGCAGGAGCGUCCACCAUAGUAGUUUUGGGGCUUUUGUUCCUCACGGAAUGCCACUCGGCCCCAGUGCAGUGUGGGGAGAUGGUGGGGCGUCUGCAGGCUGAGAUGGAGGACCUGGUGAGGGUGAUCAACGACCAGCACCACUACAUCCAGGGGCUUCACCUCAGCCAGGCCCAGAAGCUGCCCCAGAUCCCCCAGACACACCUCCAGACUGGGGGCCAGUACAAAGACUGUGCUGAGAUCUUUAAGGAUGGGAACUCCGUUAGUGGCCUGUAUAUGAUCAGACCGAACCAGGCUCCCUCCUCCUUCAUGGUGUUCUGUGACAUGAGUGAUGGAGGAGGCUGGACUGUCGUCCAGAGGAGAAAGGACGGCACGGAGUCCUUCGACAGAGUGGGCACUUUGGUUUGGCAUCACGUGCAUGUGGGUGUGUCUCCCUCCCUCUACAGAGCAUGGGUGGAGUAUAAGCAUGGUUUUGGAGACAGCGAGUCAGACGGAGAGUUCUGGCUAGGGAACGACCCCCUACACUACCUCACCUCUCAAGGCGACUACAACCUAAAGAUCAACAUGGAGGACUUUGACGGAAACCAGCGCUUCGCCAAGUACAAAAACAUGAAAGUUGAUGAUGAAAAGAACCAGUAUAAGCUUCAUCUGGGUGAGUACACUGGCAAUGCGGGGGACGCCCUCCCCGAAGCCCACUCCCGUCCCAGUGGGCAGUGGAACAGUCUAGGGGCCGGUCAACUGGGAGUCAAGUUCAGUACCUACGACCAUCCCAACAAGGACGAUGAGAAGUGUAUCCGCCAUGACAUGUCAGGCUGGUGGUUCAGCAAGUGUGAGUCUGGCAACUUGAACGGUCACUACUACAACGGGCCGUACCAAGUGGUGAUGGAUGACGGGGUGGUCUGGUACACCUGGCACGGCUGGUGGUAUUCAAUCAAAUCCGUAGUCAUGAUGAUCCGGGCCUCCGACGUCCAUCCGGCUGGAUCUGAUGUCCAACUGACCAGAACGCCAGAUGACAUCGAUCCUGUUAAGAGUUUUGCCUCAAUUAGGAUAGGCUGAAGGUGGUGUUACAUCAUAGAGAACAUCCAAUCAUAACAAUCUUGAUGCUAAUUGAGGUAAAACAGUAAUUCUGCUCAUAGAUUAUUAAAGGAUUACAUUUAUUUUCAUCGUCAAUUGCAGACCAAAAAUGUAUUUCAGCUUUUAACCCAACCCCUUUGAAUCAGAGAGGUGUGGGGGGCUGCCACAUCGGGUGCCAGAGGAGCUGUUGUUGUCCAUUCCAACUGGCAACCUUUUGGUUAUUUGCCCAACGUUUUAACUUGCUAGGCCACCUGCUGCUAGCCCAUAUGCAUGUGAUCUACACAUCCAGCCCAAAGCAGGAGGUUUAAAACAUACUUUCUUAGUCGCCAAUGUACCGGAGCAUGUCUUUCACUGUUAAAAAUAACAACGUGAAUGUGACUGUUGGCCGAUUUUGACAUGUUUUUCUUUUAUAAAUAAUGGUACAAUGUGUGUACAAUUGUGUACUUUCCACUCAAAUAAUUUCCGAUUGUGACUCAAUUUUAAUAAAAUGUUAACUAUGA